This is a messenger RNA of Sinocyclocheilus anshuiensis, 688 nucleotides long. RefSeq names its product tetratricopeptide repeat protein 14-like. The record is from RefSeq and is a predicted model, not a curated record. NCBI's taxonomy places the organism in Eukaryota, Metazoa, Chordata, Actinopteri, Cypriniformes, Cyprinidae. The transcript has 2 exons. The annotation marks the transcript as partial.
UUAUCACCGACUUCAACGACUAAACGUGUCACGUUAACUACCGCCUCUCGUGCUUUUCUUGUUUGGCGAAUGCUUCCGUUCAAGCAAAACCAACAGCAUUUUAAAUAGCUGCGUUAAUGCAUUGUCGACGAACUGAACAAAUAUAUAUUUUUAAAGAUGCCCCAAAAUGGUUAAAGUCAAGGCGUUCUUCCGGUUCGCUUCCGGUUUCUACGUCUCGCGUUUGGCACGAGCACGUUUACAGCUGCGCUUAUUUCUGCUCAAACUCACACACUUGUAUAACUUCUCGAGUCUCAGCAAAUAUCCGCAAGCUCCACUGAUCACUUAGUCAGUCAGGUAGUACAAGUCUUCUUUUAAUCCCAGUCGCUGCUAAUACAGUACUAUUCCUGCACGCGUGGAGUGUAACUAUGUGGUGAUGGAGAGAGACUUGCUCAGACAGUCCGUGUCGUAUCAUGGGGAGAACCUGCUGGCGCUGUUAAAAUGCGAGCAAAGUGAGAACCCAGACUUUAAACGUGUGGCUGCUGAUCUCUCCAAAACUCCCAAUCAAAGGGAUCCAGAAGAGGCGAGUCCUGUCCUGGAGCAGUUCAUAGCAAGGAAAGCUGAUCUUCUGUUUGCAGCGUCGUGGAAGACCUCUACACCAGCAGAUGAACGGCAGGAGGAACCUGGAGGUGAACGGCCUCAUUCAUUUCUA